Molecule: messenger RNA, 2275 nt
Organism: Elaeis guineensis (African oil palm)
Lineage: Eukaryota; Viridiplantae; Streptophyta; Magnoliopsida; Arecales; Arecaceae
Product: probable L-gulonolactone oxidase 6
Cellular component (GO): membrane
Molecular function (GO): D-arabinono-1,4-lactone oxidase activity; FAD binding
Source: RefSeq, a predicted model, not a curated record
GACAUUUGGUAAAUAUCCCACCCAUUAUUGGGUUAGUGAGCCAGCCUCCACCCCCACAAUUAAUGCAACGAAGUGUCAAAGGGCACUUGGCUAGUUAUAUAAGUGGCACCCCCACUUGAUACCCCAGCACAUAACCCCCACCACCCAUCAUGCUAGAAGCUGGGCUAGCAAGUGCUUUCCUCCUAUUGGAAUGUCUCCUAUUGAUCAAUCUUUCAACCUCUAGCGCUCCCCCGGAUCCGAUAAGGUGCUCGCCGGGCACCGGCAAAUGCAACAUCACCAACAUCUACGGCACCUUCCCCGACCGGUCGACAUGUCAAGCAGCAGCUGCAGUCUAUCCAACCUCCGAGCAAGAGCUCGUCGCGGCGGUGGCGAAGGCCGCCGCCGGCAAGAGGAAGAUGAAGGUGGCGACACGCUACUCCAAUAGCAUCCCCAAGCUGGUUUGUCCCGGAGGGGAUGAGGGGGUCAUAAUUAGCACGAGAUAUCUUAAUGGCAUUGUGAGCACCGACGUGGAGAUGAAGAGGAUUACGGUAGAGAGUGGGGUGACGCUGGAGGAGUUGAUAGAGGCGGCGGCGAAGGCCGGGCUUGCCCUGCCUUACGCGCCCUACUGGUGGGGGGUGACGGUCGGCGGGAUGCUAUCGACGGGGGCUCACGGGAGUUCUUGGAGGGGGAAGGGGAGCGCCGUUCACGAGUACGUCGUGGGGGUUAGAUUGGUCACGCCGGCUUCGGCCGGCGAAGGCUACGCGAAGGUUCGGGUGCUGGACGCCGGGGACCCUGAGAUGGAUGCGGCCAAGGUUUCACUGGGGGUGCUUGGAGUUAUCUCGCAGGUCACCUUGGAGUUGCAACCACUUUUCAAGCGAUCCAUCACCUUUCUAAAGCGUGACGACUCGGACCUAGCAGAGAAGACAGCAACCCUCGGCAACCAGCACGAGUUCGCCGACAUGUCAUGGUACCCAGGCCACGGCAAAGUCAUCUACCGGAUAGACGACCGUGUCCCCUCCAAUUUCUCCGGCAAUGGCCUCAACGACUUCAUCGGAUUCCGGUCCACGGCGACACUACUACUGGGCAUCAACAGAUUAGCAGAGGAGACCCUGGAAGCCACAGGCAAUGCUGAAGGCAAGUGCAUCGAUUCAAAGCUUACAACAACGACAAUUUCCAUAGACAACUAUGGGUUUAAAAAUGAUGGCGUUUCCUUCACUGGUUAUCCAGUGGUUGGCUACCAGAACCGGUUGCAGUCCUCAGGGAGCUGCCUCGAUGGACCGGAGGACGCCCUCCUCACUGCUUGUCCAUGGGACCGAAGAGUUAGGGGGGAGUUCUUUCACCAAACAACUUUUAGCAUUGGAUUGUCAAGGGUCAAGGACUUCAUCCUCGAUGUACAGAAGCUCAGGGACCUCAACCCCAAAGCUCUGUGUGGCGUCGAGCUCUACAAUGGCAUCCUCAUGCGCUUCGUAAAGGCUUCGUCGGCGUGCUUGGGCAAGGAAGAGGACUCACUAGAUUUCGAUAUCACCUAUUAUAGGAGUCAUGACCCCAUGGCUCCAAGGCUUCAUGAAGACUUGCUUGAGGAGAUCGAGCAGAUGGCAUUCUUCAAGCAUGGAGGCUUGCCACACUGGGGGAAGAAUCGAAACAUUGCAUUCGAUGGAGUGAUCGAUAAGUAUGCGAAGGGGGGAGAGUUUCUGAGGAUUAAAAGUCUCUAUGAUCCUGAAGGACUGUUCUCGAGCGAGUGGACCGAUCAAGUUCUUGGUGUCAAUGGGACAACAAGAAUCAUCAAGAAGGGUUGUGCCUUGGAAGGUCUAUGCAUAUGCUCGGAGGACAUCCAUUGUGCACCAGAGAAGGGAUAUUUUUGCCGUCCUGGUAAGGUGUACAAGGAUGCCCGGGUAUGCACCAAGAAUUAAUUAAUGUCAGCUUGUUUUAUACUCAUUAGACCAUCAGUAAGUUCGAGGGCAAGAAGGAUAGGCUUGUUCAAAGUUAUUACAGUGCUUGUUAUCAUGUUAGGUUUUUCUAAUUGUUAAUGUGCACUAAAAACGUGCAAGAGGUCUAAAUUUUUAAUUACGGAGUUACUGAUGUAUGUGAAGAUCCAAUGUUUUCUACCAAAAGUAAAUUGUUUGCUUUCGUGCAUCUAAUGAGCAUUGUGACUUCAUGCAAUUAGAAUUGUACUUGGGAACAUAGGUGAAUUUAGCUGUCGGAUGAGACAAAAUUUGAGGGCGUAUCUCUCUCUGUUGUUAAAGGAAAAAGAAAUUGUUCUGGAAGAGAAUUUAGGAGAUUUUGGGGAUUCUAAGAA